GGGCGGGGACGUGAGGAGGGAGAGGAGCGGAGCGCAGCGAACACGCCGGAGUGUGCGUUUUAUUUAUUCGGCUUUAGUCUCCGGUUGGAUUCGGAUUGAUGCCGCGGUACCCGGGAAACCGCUGGCGCUGCGGGGAGAACAGUCCGGAUUGAAAGCCGGACUGGUUCUGGGACCAUUUGAAGAUCAGGUUUGUCUGUGUUUUUCCCUCCGAUGGCGCAGAUAAAGAGGAUGUGGGAGACACCGCCGAGGCGUUCGGGUGCGACUGAGCGGUUUUUGUCCCGAGGUGGAGUAGCGGAUCUUACAGCUGUGCUUGUGAACGUGCGGAGUGCUGGAGAGAGAAGGGCGAACAAAAGGGCCGCGAUGCUGCCGGGGUAAAAAUUGGACCGCGAUUUGCAAAGCGACGCAAUGGCUGAGAAUGAGACUAAUCUGAGGACGGCCAGGAUAUGGCGAGACGCAGCGUUACGCUCCAGAAAGCUGAGGAGCAACCUGCGCCAGCUCACUCUGAGCACCAACAACAGCCAGAAAAUCACCUUACCCGACGACAUUAAGGAGAUCGAAGUUCUCAACCUGGGCAAUAAUUCUCUCCAAGAGCUUCCCGAGGGUCUGGGCUCCACUCUGACCAAGCUUCGCAUCCUCAUCCUGCGCAGGAACAAGUUCACCUCCGUGCCCUCUCCGGUAUUCCAGCUCAGUCACUUGACCGAACUGGAUGUCAGUCACAACUGCCUGAACUAUUUCUCUGAGGACAUUGAGCAUUUGAAGGGCCUGAAAAAGCUCUGUGUGAGCCACAACAAGAUCCAAUACCUGCCUUCCCAAAUUGGGACGUUGCAGGCCCUCGAGGAGGUCGAUGUGAGCUUUAACGAUCUUCACGAUUUCCCCAGGUCCUUCACACAGCUCAAGAAGCUCAGGACGCUAGACGUGGAUCAUAACAAGCUCCAAAAUUUCCCGCCGGAGCUCCUCGCCCUCAGCGAUUUGGAAGAACUCGAUUGUUCAGGGAAUAAACUAGAGGGUUUGCCAGGCAAUAUUACGAUGCUGCAGUCGCUCAAGAUUUUGUGGCUCAGCGGCACGCACGUUUCGUCCUUACCCGAAACUUUCUGCGAUCUGCAGAACCUGGAGAGCUUGAUGCUCGAUAACAAUGCUCUCGCAGCUCUGCCACACUCGUUCGGAAAAAUGCAAAAGCUGAAAAUGCUCAAUCUGUCGUCCAACUCCUUCGAAGAGUUUCCUCAGGUUAUUCUCACAAUCACGAGCUUAGAGGAGCUGUAUUUGAGCAGAAAUAGGUUGUCGUUCCUCCCAGACGAACUUGGACGGCUGUGUAACCUCGCCAAUUUGUGGCUGGACAAUAAUAGAAUAACGUUUCUCCCAGGCUCCAUAGUGGAGCUUGAGAAACUGGAGGAGCUGGUUUUACAGGGUAACCAAAUUGCCAUCCUGCCAGACAAUUUCGGAAAACUUGCCAAAGUUAAUAUUUGGAAAGUUAAGGACAAUCCUCUGAUACAACCUCCCUAUGAGGUGUGCAUGAAGGGCAUCCCAUAUAUCGCUGCCUAUCAGAAGGAGCUCGCCCAUGCCCAGACUGCUGUGAAACCAAGACUCAAACUAGUUUUGAUGGGCCAGACAAACGCAGGGAAAACUAAGCUCAGGCAGUGCAUUGUAAACAAACCGUUAGACGCCAAGACAAUAACUGGUGGUAGAGGCAUCGAUGUGACGAACUGGGUAGCAGACGCUCACCGUAGUCUUACAUUCAUCGUGUAUGACUUAUCAGGGAAGCAGAAUUAUGAGCUCAUCAAACCUUUUUUCCUCUCGCCAGGCGCUCUGUACGUAGUGGUAGUGAACUUAAAGUUGUACACGUGUAAGACUUUCUACUCCAGCGUAGGGUAUUUUCUUCACCUGCUCAGUGCCAAGGUUCCUCAUGCAGUGGUUUGUGUUGUAGGAACGCACAUGGACCUCUGUACUGAGGCGGAACUGGAGGAAAAAUGCUUGGAUAUCCACCGGCAGAUCUCUCUGCAGGAAAAGAGAGACACAGAGGGUCUGCGAACAUUUGCUAAGCAGGUUGACGAAGCAUCGGAGCUGGACUACGAUGUCAGGGCGUCAAGUCCGCACGUGCUUUUUUACGGCGUCUCCGACAGGAACUUGAGACGGAAAAAAGCCCAGCUGCAGUACAUGCUAAACAAUCGACUGCAGAUCCUGUCCCCGGUGUUUUGUGCCAGCUGUGUCACGAUGCAAAAUAUCCAGCGCUUAAAGGAGAAGCUCAUGUCUGUCGCUGAUCACCGCGAGAUCUUCCCCAACCUUCACAGAGUACUGCCGAAGUCGUGGCAGAUGCUCGAGGAGCUCCAUUUUAAGCCGCAAGACCUGUGGCUGUCAUGGUGGGACUCUGCUCGCCUGGGCUUGCAAGCAGGACUGACGGAAGACCGUCUGCAAAGUGCACUGUCCUAUUUACACGAGAGUGGAAAACUGCUGUAUUUCGAGGACAGCGUAACACUUAAAGAAUUUGUCUUCCACAACCUGCCACGGUUCAUUGCCAUCUUGAACGUUUUCUUUCAGAAGGACCUUACCGCCAUGCUGGAGAAAUUACAGGCUGAAAGUGACACUGAAGAGAACGUUACUCCGUCCCAAAUCCAGCAUCACGUGGAAAGUUUCCUGCUGCACGGUCUGCUGCCCACCAACGUCAUCCGCCAGCUCCUCAAACCUCUUGUGCAGACGCAUCAGGAUUUGCACCUUAUUAUGGAGCUGCUUGAAAAGAUGGGAGUUUGCUACUGCAUGAACAAACCUAGGAGCAAACCACUAAACGGAGCUCCUGUGGUUUACAAAUUCCCCAGCCUGGUCAGCAGUGAGGAGCCCAACACUGAACCCUGGCACAAUGGUGGCUCAUCGGUCGCUGGGCAGUUUUUCUCGUUGGAACAGUUGAAGAUUGAGUAUAGUUUUCCAUUUCUUAUCCCCCCUGGACUUUUUGCACGGUUCAGCGUGCAAAUCAAUAGCCACGUGGUGCAACGUAGCGAUGGUAAGGAUUACAUCUUUGCCUACCGGGGUAAAGUGCCUGUGAUGGUGAACUACCGGCAGUCUCGAACCAGACUGCACCCGGAGACCCUCGCCAUUUCUAGUCACGCGUCUUUGCCAAAUAUCUGGACGGCUUGGCAAGCGAUUACUCCACUGGUAGAGGAGCUAAAUGUUCUUCUGCAGGAAUGGCCUGGUCUCCAUUAUUCUGUACAUAUACUGUGUUCCAAGUGCCUGAAGCGAGGGUCACCCAACCCACAUUCCUUUCCAGGAGAGUUGCUGAGCCAGCCUCGACCUGAAGGCUUGACCGAGAUCAUCUGUCCUAAGAACGGCUCGGAGUGCGUCAACGUGGCCCUCGUGUACCCUCCCUCACCCACUCUGAUCAGCCCCUGUCACAAAUAACACGAACAUCCCUUCCAGCACAGCACAGUGACUGUAAACACCUUCACACCCCCUGCGACACUUCCGUCUUUCCUGUAACACACACACACAACAAUAGAUGGCACUACAUCAUUGUGAGAUGUGUGCCUGUCCUGUCUAUACUUCAUGCGUGCUCAGAUGACGACAAUGCGAUGGGACGUUAUUCCACAGGAGCCACACCUUUUCAGCCACGUGCACCCAUUAAGACAUGAAGAAUCCCACACACUGCAACAGGUUAAAGAGCUUGUGCUGCUGGUGGUCAAAGAAAGGAUGUACAGUGCUAGAAUCUGUGGAGCUGAAGUCUUAGACCUGGGAUGGGAUGCGUGUAGAGAGAAGCUUGCUGUUUAAUCCAGUCACUGCUAAAGAGGGACGAAUCAGAGAAAACAAAACAAGCCAAGCUUUGUUCAUAUAUCAUGUUGAAGGAAGAAGGGUAUGCUCCUCGAAUUGUUGAACGAAGAGUUCACAGACUGAGUUGAUGGAGGAUUGGGACAAUCUGUUAUCCAACAUAAUAUAUUUGUAUAGUGGCGCUGUAGUGAAAUUGGCUACAGCGGUAGUAUAGUAGCAUGUAAACAUGUCGUCAAUCAAAAUAGUUUCUGCUUCAUUUCACACACUGCAUGUUUAUACACAGUAGGAGAUUUUAGAUUAAUGACGGAAAAGUCUUUGAAAUCAGUAAAACAUACAGUUUAUGGACAAAAGUUUGUGAACACCUGACCGUAAGAUUUGUUUGUGCUUUUUUUUUUUUACUUCCAAUUUCACAUUUAGUCUCCAAUUGCAGUUAUAAUAGCCUCCACUCUUCUGUGAGGAUGUUCCACUAGAUUUUGGUGUGAUUGUGGAGAUUUUGGUCUCAUACAGCCACAAGGGUGUGAGUAAAGUCAGGUACCAAUUUAAGGUGAUUUAAGUUCUUCCCAAAAUGUAAUGCUACCACAACCUAUACAUUUGUGAGGUAAAAAUUUGGGGAAGAACCACAUAUGAGUUGAAAAUGUCAUGUGUUCCAAUACUUUGGUCCAUAUAGUGUAUCUGCCAUCUUUGUUUUAUUCUGAUAUCCAGGUUAAACUAGAAACCAGGACCAAAGCAGGAAAAGCUACCAAACUCCACAGGCUCAGAGGAGUUUUAUUUCUGUAGAAAGUACCAAAUGUACGUUCUCUUCACAAGUGUACUAGGCUUUACAUUCAGACACCAAAACAACCUGACAACACACAUUCUCUGCAUUUCCAGCUUUAAAUGUUUACACAAAUUUAUCCCAAGCUGCUCGCUCACAAUCGCCGGCAGUGCUAAUGGUUAUGAAGAGGUACCGUAUUUUCUGGAUGCUACUCAAAUUCUGUCCACGUAGUUAAAAAAAACAAAACUCUAAACACACCACUGUGCAUAAUUAUAGCGUUUUAACUUCCUUUUCCUCUCAGUAUAACAGUUUUUGUUACAUUUUAAGUAAUGGAAGAAUGUACCAUAUCACAUAAAGCACUUUUCAGUAUAUAUUAUAGGUUAAUUAGUAUGUAUUGUUUAUGAGAGACACAUGCAUGUUCCUUUUCUUUAAGCAACAUUCAAUGGUAUGAAGAUUUAUUUUGACCAAACAAAUAUAUAAAUGUACAGAUGUUAAACUUUAACACUCCUCACUUAGCAUGAGUAAGAGAUUUACACACUCUUAGCAUCUGACCAGUGCGUUUUCUCUCGAUAGUUGGAUAUUUCUGUCCAGUUUAGCCCCAGAGCACUUCAAUAGGAUUAGGUCAGAUAACUGGACAGACAUGAUUGAUACCGCCCCAGGCCAAAUGUUUGCUCUCUGAAUAACAUUUAAAGAGCUUAGACUUAUGCUUCAAGUCAUUAUUUCUUUUUAUGGUAAAGUUGGUUCCAAUUAGCCACAGUAUGGAAGUAUGGAAUGGUCGCAACGCUGGUUCUGUAUUCCUUUCAACCAGAAAAAGUCUUCAACCCCUCCUGCUCCAAAACAACCCCAAACCAUUAAGCUUCCACCUUCAUGUUUGACUGAACACGAUGUUACCAGAAUUUUGACAAGCACUGUUUUUCUGUACUGUUUACUGCACUUUAUACUAUUUUUUAUAUUUUAAAACAUCACGCAAUAUCUGAGCAUUUUUCUGUAGAUUCUAUCUACAAGAUGUUUUCCACUAUAUAUGGGUAGGAAAGUCUUUCAUGUUACUUUAUAUUGCUUAAAUGUUGCAUUCAGUUAACAAAGUCUAAUGGUGAUGCUCAAACACAAAUAUCAUAAAGCUCAUUUAGAAUUCUGGAAAUGAAUUUUGUUGUGAAAUCGGUCAGAAAAUACGGUACCUUCCUGAGGAGAAAAAAGCACUGACCUGAUGUUUUUUUUUUUUGUCACAUCCUGAACAUCCAAAAUUUUCUCCAUACCUUUGCAAUCACACAGCUAUGGGUUCCAAUGAGAAAAAAAAAUCCCUGGUUCCUGUAAAAUUUGAGGAUAAAAAAUCCAUGGAAUGCUGACCGAAGCCUGAGCUGAAGGAUUAGGAACAGCCUACACACGUUUACACGUUUGUAAGAUAUCGCCACAAGCCAGGCAAGGACACUUUGUACAAACCAUAAUGAUGUGGAAAAAAGAAAGACUGCUCAUUCACAUCCUUUUUUAAAUAUCGCAUCAUUGUUCUUCUGGAAAAGGACAGAACCUGUGAUAUGUAUAUGUAUGUUGAUAAACAUUUUUUGUAUAUAAUACUUUUAUUUUUGUAUGUCGUCACCAAACUCGUAUGGUUUUGCUGCACACUGUGCAUGGCUACUGUGGGCUCAGCGUGGGGACAAACACACUUUCUGAGUUAGGAGCACGGUGAUCUGUCAAAAGCACCAAAUACAAAUAUUCAAUUUUA
Molecule: messenger RNA, 6218 nt
Organism: Silurus meridionalis
Lineage: Eukaryota; Metazoa; Chordata; Actinopteri; Siluriformes; Siluridae
Gene: mfhas1
Product: multifunctional ROCO family signaling regulator 1
Exons: 3
Coding region: 406-3384 (992 amino acids)
Molecular function (GO): protein binding
Source: RefSeq, a predicted model, not a curated record